AUUUGUAGUGGACUAUAUCGAUUUGAUAGUCUCCUAUUGUUGUUAUUACAUGGGCCAUGUUUAGAUAUCGGAGAGGAACCAGGUGAUUGUGUGUGAGGUCUUUUGUUCGACGAUAGAACUGUAAUCCACACGUCGUCAGAAUCGUCAACGUUAUCUGAUUUAUGUGUUUCGUUUUUGUUAACUACUUGGCUACGGUUGAUAAUAGUAAUAGGCGUUAUCGGAGUAUUGGUUUGAGAUGACGGUGGUGUCUUACUGCGGUUAGACAUUUUUCAGCAAUUAAGUUUAUGAUAAUUUCUUACCUUGAUCCCGUAGGAUCACACGAUGUUGUGAGUUUGAUGCAGUAACGCGAUCUCUGUAAUUCGGGCUAUCGAACGGUGUAAGUUUGGAAAAAGAACACAAAAUGUGACGUAUAAAAAUAUAUAUUAAUAGCGGGAGCGUGACACGAGACAUGAGAACUCAAUGGCAGCUGAAGGCUAUCUGGCCAUCUAUCUGGAUCUAUAUCUAUAUCUAUUUUUUUGGAAUAAUUACUUGUUUCGUAUUAAUAAUUAUUUUAUCAAUUUAAGGUUUGUAAGAAGUGACAUUGAAUUUUUAGAGGAGUACCAUAUGGUUAUGGAACCAAUUGCAUGUAGUUUAGAUUUACUCCAAAGUGAAAAAUCUAUGUAUUUUGGCUAUCUUAUACCUACAGUUGAAGAACUUAUACAUAAAUAUACAUUGUUUAAUCUAGACAGUUCAAUUUCUAUGAAAAUUAAGCCACUUGUAAAUUCUAUAUUAAAUGGUAUUAAAGCCAGAUUUGAAAAUGUAUUUAAUGACAAGUUCUUAACUAUAGCAGCUAUUAGUCAUCCUAAAUUCAAAACAGCAUGGAUAAAAAAUGAUGUCAAAAAACAACUGGCAAUUGAAUAUUUCAAAAAUGCAUGUACAGAAGAAUAUAAAGAGGAUAGAUCAUCAUCAGAUGAUGAAUUUAAAAAGGAUAGAUCAUCACCAGAUGAUGAUUUUUUCAACUCUUGGUCUAAAAGUUCAUCGGAAGAUAACAAAACUCUAAACAUAGAAAUUGACCAAUAUUUGGGAGUAUCGCCUAAUAAAAAUUUGGAAUGUUUAAAUUCAUUACCAACUGUUAAGUCAGUGUUCAGAAAGUAUAAUACACCCUUACCAAGUAGCGCAUCUGUCGAAAGAGUCUUUAGCAUUGGUGGUGCUACCAUGACAAAGCGACGAACUAAUAUGACUGAUGAUAAUUUUGAAAAAAUUAUGAUUCUUAAAUGUAAUAAAAAUAAUUUUAAUUAAAUAGUUUAUUUAAUUGUUGA
Messenger RNA from Daktulosphaira vitifoliae (grape phylloxera), 1298 nucleotides. RefSeq lists its product as uncharacterized. Gene Ontology annotation, molecular function: protein dimerization activity. NCBI's taxonomy places the organism in Eukaryota, Metazoa, Arthropoda, Insecta, Hemiptera, Phylloxeridae. The record is from RefSeq and is a predicted model, not a curated record. The coding region runs from base 460 to 1278 and encodes 272 amino acids. The transcript is spliced from 3 exons.